Messenger RNA from Aethina tumida (small hive beetle), 3237 nucleotides. Its product is annotated as adhesion G-protein coupled receptor G4-like. The annotation marks the transcript as partial. Gene Ontology annotation, molecular function: G protein-coupled receptor activity. The record is from RefSeq and is a predicted model, not a curated record. The transcript has a single exon. Lineage: Eukaryota; Metazoa; Arthropoda; Insecta; Coleoptera; Nitidulidae. Gene Ontology annotation, cellular component: membrane. Gene Ontology annotation, biological process: cell surface receptor signaling pathway; G protein-coupled receptor signaling pathway.
AUGUCAAGUCCUCCAUGUCUAGAUCAAGAAAAUAAACUAAUCACCAGACAAUGUAUAAACGGAUCAUGGAUUCCCAGUUCACCACCACUUUGCCACGUUUUGAUUAACGACAAUAAAGAGUGUCCAAAUUUUUUUAUCGAAACCGAAGUGUGCGCUGUUGUAACAGCACCAGUACACUGGAACGAACGAUGUACGGCUUUAAUGGACAAGAUAUCCACAAAUUUUCAACCAAAAUCAAUCAAUUAUAAAAGCAACUUAAUAUGGAUACCUGCCAAAAGACGUGUGAAAUAUGGACCCUAUGAAUAUAUGACAAUGGAUUCGAAUCACGGGCGUACUAUUAACCCAAAGUUUAAUAUAUCAAUCAAAGAUGAUAUUUUUAACAGGGACUGCCUUCUGUAUCAUCCCCGCCUUAACAAUUUAAUACCUGAAUACUGCGACAAAUUAUAUCCACAUGUGUGCAUAUUUCAAAAGGAUUCCGGUACGAAUAAAUGUUCCAAAGGAUGUAUUCCAGCAGGACUAGGUUCUAAAAAAUGCUACUGUAAGAUUUAUGAUAAUGUUUGCGAGAACUUGGCCAAAAUUGAAACGCCGUUUGAGAAAAAUCUUUUAAGUAAAUAUGCAGGAAACGAAUUGUGUAACAUAGAUAAUAACCAAGUUAUCACAAAGGAUUUGUGGAAGACUUCGAACGUAUCAGUCUCAUGUUCAAUUUGUAUUUUUGAUAGACCGUUUGGAUUAAGAGCCUUGAAUGCCACAUCUAUUCCGGUACUGGAGAUGUCAUUUAAUAAAUCAAAGAAAAAGUUGUACCUAAUAAUUUACUCACCAGAAGGUGUAUUUCGGAUGAAAGACACUGAAGCUGUGUAUUGCUUUACGAAUGCUUCGGACGAUUUGAAGAAACUGGUGAAAAUUAAUAAAAUUGUGCAGUCUGACGAUAGAAAAACGUUUGGGUUAAAAGAAAGAUCCGUGUCAGUGUAUGAAGUCAAAUUGGAAGAUUACAUGGGAGCUUAUUGGUGUGAAGCACAUAAGUCAAACAAUUUUUCUGAUAUAGUGUAUUCUGAAUCAAUUAUUGCAUUUAAGAAGGUAAAAGUCAACGAAUACGCUCUGAGAUUUCAAAUGUACAAUGCUUGUUUGGCAUUCGAUUGUGGUAAUUUGUUAAACAUACCUUUUCCUAAAUUCAUACAUUCAGAAAUAAAAACCGCCUUUAAAGGGUCGGACGCAACAUUUAGAGUUAUGGAUGUAAUUAAUUUUGAUAUAAAUGCAAAUUUUUUGGAUUUACUUAUUCACGUCAGUACUACCAAAGGUAGGAACCGUAUAGGAGAAUUUUACAGAAUGAAGAAUCUUUUGGACACUAUCGACAGCUCCAUAAAAGUGAUAUAUUUCAGAAAUGCUGAAUAUUGCAUUCCAUUCAACGAAGAAGUAGGAGGCCGAAGGACCAGUUGGCCUUUGACAGAGAGGGGAAAAUCAACUCUCCCAAAGGAAAUUUGCGUCAGUUCAAAUAUGCCAGCAAGACGAGUAUGCGAAGGGACCUUCCUAACCGGGGCAUAUUGGUCUGAUGUCACUGGUGAAUGUAACUUUGAUGAAAAGGCUUCACCAUUAACUGAAUAUUUAUUUAAUGUUUACGAUACAAAUAUUACAUUUGAAAAAAUUAAUAAUAUAUCAGACAUGAUAUCAAAAAAUGAUGUAACAACCAUCGAUGUUUAUUAUAUUUCUAAGGUAUUAAAAACUAUUUAUAACUCUCUAAAUGUGAGUAUGGAAAUUUUAAAUAAGACUUUAGAAAUUGUGGACAAUGUGUCUUCCUUAAAUUUAGAAAAAUUACGAUACGCUCAGGAGUGGUUUAACGUUACUGAUGACAUAGUAGAUAUUCUUGAAGAUGCAGUGGCUACAACAGAUUUUAACAAGUCAGAGGUUCAUACAAUCAACAGUAAAAACUUAUUUAUGUACUUCACUAAUCCUUUUCUAAGUAAUAAUUCCGGUAUAGUAGUAUACUCUAAUUCUACUGUCAAUUCUGUAAAUAGAGCAAACGAAUUUGAAAGUGAUAUAGAUAAAUUAGAUCUUAAGUUGCUAGUUUACGUACCAGAAAAUGUGUUAAACACUAUUUACAACAGAACAAAGGGUAAAGUGUCUGAUGUGAAUCUAAUAAUUAUUGUGUACAACCAUGAUACGUUCUUCCUAAGUGAAUCAAAACAUUCUGUUGGUCCGGUAGUUAGUGUCAAUAUUCCUGGACAUGGACAUUUCUUAAGUAACUCCAUUCCAAUUUUGUUCAAAUCAAGUGAAAAUCGUAACAUAGAAUGUGGCUUCUGGGAUUACGGUAAACAUACUAAAAGGCAUAGAGGCAUAUGGUCGACUGUUGGUGGAAAUUAUUUGGGACGAUUCAAAAACAAUACCGACUUGCACAUUUGUUCGUUUUCACAUUUAACUCAUUUUGCGCUGUUAAUUUUGCAAGACCAUUCGGUGAUUAUAGAAUUAACUUCAAGUAAUUAUUUUAUUUUACAUGUUAUAACAAUGUGUGGUUUUAUGCUUUCAAUAAUUGGUUUAAUAGGCAUCGUUCUCACCGCGGUAUUAUUUGAAAGUUGGCGAGAGAAACCUGGAACGAAAAUUUUGUUGCAUUUAUCAGUUUCGAUAAUUUUACAAUGUUUGAGCGUACAACUUAUGGACAGUGAUGACAUUCAUUCGUAUACUGGGUGUUUAAUUACAGGCAUGAUGUUACAUUACAUGGUGAUUAGCAAAUUUUCUUGGAUGUUGGUUUAUGCCUUUUUACAAUAUUUAAGAUUCGUUAGAGUAUUAGGGCCACUUCCGAAUAAUCUUGUUUUAAAAUCUGUAUUUUUUGGAUGGGGCGUGGGACUUGUACCGGUGCUAAUUACUGGCCUGAUAGAUCCACACAGUUAUAAUCAAGAAGACAAUUAUAUUUGUUAUCCUAAAGGUUUAACUUUGUAUUUGGGGGUAUUGUUGCCAAUAUGUGUAGUCAUUACUAUAAAUAGUAUUAUUUUUGGUAUUGUAAUGUACGAAGUAAGAAACAAAAAAGUUGAAUCAAAUGGAAAUGUAGGUAGUAAUAAGUUGCAGAUAAAGCUUGGAGUACUGUUAUUUUUUAUCUUCGGAUUACCUUGGAUUUUUGGAAUAUUAGCCGAAAUUAUUAGGAACUCCUUUAUUCGUAUAUUUUUUAUAUACAUUUUUUCUAUAUCUGUAACUCUUGAACAAUUUGUAUUAUUUUUGUUUUAUAUAGUGUUUAACAAAGAAACAAGAAAU